AUGACGUCCUUCCUCCGACGUCUCCUUCCCAAAAACAUCCCCAACACCAGCUCCCAACAGCGCGACCAUCACGCCAACGAGCGCACAUUUCUCUCAUGGACCCGCGCAGGCCUGGGAUUCGCCGCCAUGGCUCUCGCCCUGGACCGCCUCGAUUCCAUCGACCGUGUGAUCUCGGCCAAGAUUCCGAGCUUGGAAGCGGCGCUUCUGCAAUCGUCUUCUGCGUCUUCUCGUCCGGCGGAAGCGUCUGGGGCGCGUCUUCGCACGGAUGCGGGCACACCGUCAUCUGUGCAUGAUAGUCGAUCAUCCCCAUCGUUGGAAAGUAGCUCAAAGGUGGCGCCUAGUUCUUCUUCUCCGAGGAGCGUCUUUGGAUUCUCUGAAUCUGUCUCUGCGUCCAGAUUGUGUCAAUUACUGGGGCUGUGGUCUCUGGGGUAUGGCUUUUUUCGAUACGUGUCCAUGAGACAGUAUCUGCUACGGGGUCAGUUUGUGCCUGCGCUUUGGGGUCCGGUACUCAUGACGGCGGGCAGUUUCGGGGCGUUUAUGAUGUUGGGGUUGCAGAUGGAUCGCCGGCGCGCAAGUCACGUGUAA
This is a messenger RNA of Penicillium oxalicum, 585 nucleotides long. RefSeq lists its product as uncharacterized. The transcript has a single exon. The coding region runs from base 1 to 585 and encodes 194 amino acids. The record is from RefSeq and is a predicted model, not a curated record. Lineage: Eukaryota; Fungi; Ascomycota; Eurotiomycetes; Eurotiales; Aspergillaceae.